AGGAAGCCAGAAAAAAUGGCGAAACCGAAACUUUUAUGUGCAUUUUCCUUAUCACUUCUUUGUCUCAUUUCGUUAUCCGCUGCUGAUUCCUCCGUCCUAGACAACAUACGUCUCGCCGGAUCUAGUUUCCCUUCAGUGCAUGCGAAGGAGUUGAUAAGGGGGUUGAAUUUGUUUCCUAAAGAGGAAAUCAACAUCGUUGAUCAAGACCGGGUUCCCUUGCAGGAGGGGCCGAAACUGGUCGAGAAGCGGUUCAUGUUCCCAAAUUUGGAAGUUCCUGCUGGGGUCCCCGUUGAGGAUUUGGGUCACCACGCUGGGUAUUACAAACUUGCUAAUUCUCAUGAUGCCAGGUAAAAAAAAGUGAAGUGCAAUUUCUCUAAAUUAGGACA
Messenger RNA from Hibiscus syriacus, 386 nucleotides. RefSeq names its product serine carboxypeptidase-like 49. The transcript has a single exon. The record is from RefSeq and is a predicted model, not a curated record. Lineage: Eukaryota; Viridiplantae; Streptophyta; Magnoliopsida; Malvales; Malvaceae. The coding region runs from base 16 to 351 and encodes 111 amino acids.